Penicillium verhagenii is the source of this 2241-nucleotide messenger RNA. RefSeq lists its product as uncharacterized. Gene Ontology annotation, cellular component: cortical endoplasmic reticulum; cytosol; intracellular membrane-bounded organelle. The transcript has 12 exons. The coding region runs from base 313 to 2241 and encodes 642 amino acids. NCBI's taxonomy places the organism in Eukaryota, Fungi, Ascomycota, Eurotiomycetes, Eurotiales, Aspergillaceae. The record is from RefSeq and is a predicted model, not a curated record. Gene Ontology annotation, molecular function: sterol binding.
AUGAUGCCUCACUUCGAACCAUUAACCCCUGCUCUGGCAAUCACUGCCAUCGACGAUAAACGAACCAGCGCCGAUACGAACUCAGUCGCCCAGUUUCUCCUCGACAAUGGCCUUGAUCACGAUAACUUGCCCUAUUGGCUAAUAAACGUACCUCAAUCACAAUGGACCGCCGAGUGCCCCAGCUUUCUCCAGAACCAAUCAACAAAGAACAUCCAGUGAACGAACCGGAUUGAUCGAUUCCAACGCGUGCCCAGUGACCUACGCAAGUAUCUGGAAUACACAGCCCAUAUCAAAGCCCAGUAUGGGUCGGUGAUGCGAUUCGUGGUUAAGAAGAGACUAGAAUGGGGCGAUGGAAACACCGAGGAUAUGAAGCCCAAGGGAGGCCCAUUUGAAUUUAGCGUACAUACUAUCUCCAACUUCCAAAUGAAUUAUAUGGCUAACAAAGGAUCGUAUUAUUUUCUUCAUUUGCCCACAGAGGAUAUCCGCAUUCUACAUAACGACUGGCCGUAUGGCAUUGACACUGACAUUAUUCACUUGGUAGUAUGGACCAAGUUCGAGCUUCCAGAUGAUCCCAUCUCGGGCAAUCUUACCGACGAGGCACGAGAGGCAAUCGAUCAAUAUGUACAGCGUACCUUUUGCUCUCGUGUGGCGGCUGAGCAGGUCGUCUGGUUCAAAAACUGGAAGUCCCUCAAAUCAGUCCACGCGGUCGAACACUUCCACGUCAUGCUCCAUCAGCCGGAUCUGGCAUUUGUGAGGGAGAUCACCCGUGGAGACGUGCCGCUAAUCGACCGGUUGUUCUUCCCCCCACAACAUCCUACUCUUUCUGUCAUCCCGAACGCAGUCAUGCCGGUCCCGCACCUCCGCCGUUCUUCCAUGGCCAGUAGAUCAUCCGCCGACGAGGCUGCAGUUAGCGGCGACGAAGAGAUCGUCGAGCCUGAUCAGGGAAAUGUCCUCUCUCACAUCAUUUCUCAGCUCCGACCGGGCGCUGACUUGAGUCGGGUCGUUCUCCCCACAUUCAUUCUCGAGCCCCGGUCCAUGCUUGAGCGGAUCACCAACUUCAUGGCCCACCCCGAUACGCUCCUUCCCAUGUCCACUAUUGAAGAUCCUGUCGAACGAUUUGUGUCGGUGGUCAAGUUCUAUUUGAGUGGAUGGCACAUCAAGCCCCCAGGAGUGAAGAAGCCGCUGAACCCGAUCCUGGGCGAAACUUUUACCUGCUACUGGGAUUAUCCUGAUAAUACCCGCGGAUACUACAUCUCUGAACAAACCUCGCACCACCCGCCCAAGUCCAGCUACUUCUUUAUGGCCCCCGAGCACCACAUUCGGAUCGACGGAACCCUGAAGCCGCGCAGUAAAUUCCUAGGCAACUCCGCAGCUAGUAUGAUGGAAGGUAUCGCAACCUUGCGCAUUUUGAACCACGGAGAGAACAAAGAGAAGGGCGAGAGAUAUAUCCUUACCCAGCCUAAUAUGUAUGCGCGUGGUAUUCUCUUCGGUAAGAUGAAGUAUGAGCUUGGAGAUCACAGCUACGUUCGAUGCCCGGAGACCGGUUUGGUAGCCGAUAUUGAGUUCAAGACUAAGGGUUAUUUCUCGGGCACUUAUAAUGCUAUUGGAGGUACUAUCAAGAACGAGAAGACCGGCGACGUUCUAUAUGAGCUAUCAGGAAUGUGGAACGGUGAAAUGGUCAUCAAGGAUGUUCACAGCCACAAGAAGGAUGUUUUAUUCGAUGCUACCCACGCAAAGCACUCGAAGCCCGUUGCUCGUCCCAUUGAAGAGCAAGGCGAGCGGGAGUCACAGCGUUUGUGGCAAGAAACCGUUCAGGCAAUCAUUACUCGAAACCACGAAGCCGCCACAGACGAGAAGACCAAGAUCGAAGACCGCCAACGUGAGGAGGCUGCCAAGCGCGCCGAUGAAGGUAUUGAUUGGAAACCCCGCCUAUUCCGUGCUGUACAGGGUGGUCCUGGUGGUCCAGAGGAGGGAGAUGAAGACCUUGAUUGGAUCAUUAACGCCGAGGUUGAUUCUCACGACCCGGAACUUGCCAAGAAACAAAUCCUAGCCAUUGCGCCCAUUGUCCAAGUGCUUCGGUCCACCACCGUGCAGCGAGCGGAUCCCCAGGAUAUCACAGCUAAUACCGCCAUCACGCCAACAGAGUCCGAAGCUGAACCCACUAGGCCAGAGAUUGUGGAACGCAAAGAUACCCGAACAUCAGAGGUGGAGCAGUUUGUAGAUGCAGAGGAGAAGCAAUGA